AAUUACGUACAUAGAGCGGCGGCGAACACGUACGCCAAAACGCGCGUAGACGUGUAAUUCAAACGGCGCCCAAGCCCCGCCCUGUGAAUCCAACAGGAUUUGCACACCGCAACGGAUAUACGCGAGAUAAUCGCGUAAUCCAUCAGACGGACAACGUUACGCGAGUGACGAUCGAGUUCCGGUCGUUGACGAUAGUUGUUUUUUGUUCGUUGACCGUACGGAAAAGAAUACUGACCGUUCAGAAAUCCCACAGCACAUGCAAAAACAGAUGACAACGGGGUAAUAAGAAGCGUAGUUCGUUGAUAAGCGAUAUCAUCGUAUGAUAUUAUUCAUAUUGUGAAUUGAUUGUUUUUUGUUUUUACGUCGAUUUUGAACAUUUUAACUAGAAUUUUGCCCGACGCCACAACAAUGGAAACUACUACAGAAAUUGAGCCUUUCAUGAAAACCGGUUUUAAACUUUUGCGUCGUACCAAAGAUCCGACUUCCAUCAGACAGAUGUUAAAACAUUUGGAUGACGCCAUACAUGAGCAGUAUGGUGUUCGGCGUCCAGCGAAUGCCGCGAAAAAAUUUGCAGAGCCCACCACCUCACUCGUGUCUAGAGAUUCCGGCAAUGAUCAAACAGAGGUAUGUAAUCGCCUGAUAUAAAUAACGUAUUAUAAUUUGUAGCCUACAUAUUUUAAACUGUUUAGCUGAUAAUCGAUGAUGACUCUAGCAGUUCAAGUUCUUCAUCCGGUCCCACUUCAUCAAAAAAUAUCAUAGACUUAUGUUCCUCUCCUCCUCCUACAAUUACACUGGAACAAUCCAAAUCCGAUCCAGUCAUAAAUUUAGACUCAGAUUCUGAUAUGGAAACAGACACUAUAGAAUCCUAUUCGUGUUGUGCUUGCAAGUAAGUUAAUAUAUAAUAAAAUAAUAAAGUAAAAAAAAAAUUAUUAAUACUCUUAAAUAAAUGUAUAAUUUUUGUAUUUAUACAUUUAUUACUAUAUACAUAUAAUAGCUUGAUUUUGAAAAAAUUACCUAAUCAUUUUUUCCUCACCAUUUUUUUUUUUUUUUUUUUAUUAUUAUUGGAGAGGGAGUAAUGUUAAUAGCGGAAACAGUCUCGUAGAAUGUUUGGAAUGUCAUUCAAUGUACCAUCAAAACUGUCAUUUCCCUCCAAUAACAGAUAUUAACUUAAAUGAUCCACGAAUUGUCUGGUAUUGUAGUAAUUGUAGACAGAAAGACACUCAAAAAGUUGUAAGUUAUAAAUUAAUUGAUUUGGUUAGCCGCUUUUAUUUAAAAUAUUUUUUAAUAUUUAGUCCACAAAGGAAUCACGUUCAUCGGGAAAGGAAAGUAAGAAAAGCUCUUCCAAAAAUACUGGAUCUAAAGCAGAAAAAUCAUCUAGCAGCAAAUCCUCUCAAAGUAAAUUCAUUAAUACUUAUGAACUAUAAAAUAAUAUUUGAUUAUUACAUGUUUCCGUUUUUUAGGUGCUAAAGCGAGUCCUAGUAAAUCAAAAUCAUCCUCUGCCAAUAGCAGUCCUAAACAUUAUCCACCUACUUCUAGUACCAUGAUGUCUGCUAUGGAAAAGAGAGUUCAAAUGAUGAAAAAGAAAGCUGCUAAAAAAACUGAGAAAAAAAAAUAAAAACAAUUUUUAU
Molecule: messenger RNA, 1628 nt
Organism: Cinara cedri
Lineage: Eukaryota; Metazoa; Arthropoda; Insecta; Hemiptera; Aphididae
Source: the annotation of a GenBank genome assembly